Molecule: messenger RNA, 884 nt
Organism: Rhinopithecus roxellana (golden snub-nosed monkey)
Lineage: Eukaryota; Metazoa; Chordata; Mammalia; Primates; Cercopithecidae
Product: apoptogenic protein 1, mitochondrial
Exons: 5
Coding region: 16-636 (206 amino acids)
Biological process (GO): intrinsic apoptotic signaling pathway
Cellular component (GO): mitochondrion
Source: RefSeq, a predicted model, not a curated record
UCUCGCGUCGUCGCAAUGCUGCCGUGCGCCGCGGGAGCCAGGGGGCGUGGGGCCAUGGUGGCCUUGCGGGCGGGGAAGAAGAGUCUUCUCCGCGCUCUCAGCCGCUCCUUCGCCUGCCGCGGCUGUCAACUCGCUCCGGAGCGCGGCGCCGAGCGCAGGGAUACGGCGCCCAGCGGCGUGUCAAGAUUCUGCCCUCCAAGAAAGUCUUGCCAUGAUUGGAUAGGACCCCCAGACAAAUAUUCAAACCUUCGACCUGUUCACUUUUACAUACCUGAAAAUGAAUCACCAUCGGAACAAAAGCUUAGAAAAUUAAGACAAGAAACACAAGAAUGGAAUCAACAGUUCUGGGCAAACCAGAAUUUGACUUUUAGUAAGGAAAAAGAAGAAUUUAUUCACUCAAGACUAAAAACUAAAGGCCUGGGCCUGAGAACUGAAUCAGGUCAGAAGGCAACAUUGAAUGCAGAAGAAAUGGCAGACUUUUACAAGGAAUUUUUAAGCAAAAAUUUUCAGAAGCACAUGUAUUAUAACAGAGACUGGUACAAGCGCAAUUUUGCCAUCACCUUCUUCAUGGGAAAAGUGGCCCUGGAAAGGCUUUGGAACAAGCUUAAACAGAAACAAAAGAAGAGCAACAGCUAGGAGUCCACUCUGACCCAGCCAGAGUCCAGGUUUCCACAGGAAGGAGAUGGGUAGAGGAGCUCCUUUUACAGGAGCUCUGAGAAAAACUGGAACUGAUCUCAGGAAGCCCCACAUCUCCCUAAGGGGCCCCAUGGCCUGUUUGGGGGCAGGGUGGGUCCUGGGGCACUGUGGGCUGCCUGCCUGCUGAUGUGGGCUCUAGGCCAGCUUGUUGUCACGGACAUGGUGUCAAAUAAAGCCCAAGCACUGGG